AUGAAACAAGAUCACUUUAGAGGUAUUUUGAGGUUUUUGCACUUCAAUGACAACAGCCAAAAUGAUAUGAAUGAUCCAAAUAGAGAUUGGUUAUUCAAUGUUCGACCUCUUAUGAACUUUGUAAAACAGAGAUGUGCAUCAGUCUAUGAGUCAGGCUGUGACAUCUCUAUUGAUGAGUCCUUUCUUCUUUUCAAAGGAAGACUUCUGUUCAAACAAUACAUAAGAACCAAACGAUCACGAUUUGGUGUAAAAUUCUAUGAAAUCUGCACAACGUCUGGAAUUAUGUUAGAUUUCCUAAUCUACUGCGGUAAACAAAUUGAGGGAAAUCUAGACCAAAGUGCUACAGAAAGAAUCGUUGACACACUUAUUCAACCAUUUCUUGUCUUGUCAAAGUUUAUUGAUAACUACUACACAUCUCCGUUCCUUGUAGACUACUUGCUAAAAAGAGACAUGUACACCAUAGGUACGGUACAAACAAAGCAGAAGAACUUUCCAGAAGAGCUUGCUGAGCACAGAAUAGAGAAAGGCAAAGCAUUAUUUUAUGCUGACAAGUCUCGCAAUAUACUAACCUGUAAAUUCCGUUGGAAGAAAGAUAAGGCAAAUGGCAAGCCGACGAUUAUACAUAUGUUGUCGUCGAAGCAUACAUAUAGUAUUGAACAGGGAUAA
Molecule: messenger RNA, 666 nt
Organism: Anneissia japonica
Lineage: Eukaryota; Metazoa; Echinodermata; Crinoidea; Comatulida; Comatulidae
Product: piggyBac transposable element-derived protein 4-like
Exons: 1
Coding region: 1-666 (221 amino acids)
Source: RefSeq, a predicted model, not a curated record